Molecule: messenger RNA, 2687 nt
Organism: Nelumbo nucifera (sacred lotus)
Lineage: Eukaryota; Viridiplantae; Streptophyta; Magnoliopsida; Proteales; Nelumbonaceae
Source: RefSeq, a predicted model, not a curated record
CAAACACACCUGCAAAUUCUCUGGAUGAAAAUUCUUAGAAUCCAUUCUUUUCUGGAAGGAUUCUAAGAAUGAAAAUUUUCAGAAUUGAUGCCAAAUAGGGCCUAAUAUUUUAUAGUCUUCUCCGAAUGAUGAAUCGACUUUCACCUUAUCACUCCAAUCUUUCUUCUUGUUGAACACUUCAAGUCUUCAAGUAGAUUUGGCAAUUUUCAACCCAACACACCCAUAACGGAUUGGGUUUUUUAGAUGGGGUCAAAGAGUCACAUAACGGAUUGGGUGGGUUGGAAAUGGGUUAUCAAACGGGUAUCCAUUAACAAAUUAUUUCACAUUUCAAUUUUCUUCUUCUCUCUUCCCUUUCCGGAGUUCCCACUUCUCUAGCUUGUUUGUUCUUCACUGGUUCACCAUUCUAACCCUAAUCCAAGGUUGAAGAUGGCGGCUAUCAGGCUAUCAGAGUCUAUUGCUCUCUCUUGCAUGUACUUCUCUCUUUUUCUCAUUCUAUCCAUCUCUCUAGUUAAAUAAGCCUAAUCCAAACCCUAACCAGCACGAAUUCAGCAGUUGUGAUCCAAAUGUGUUAAAAUUCAAACCAGAGUUGGUAUGGUCCGAUUUGGUUUCCUGCAAUUGUUAGUUGACUAUAACCUUGGUUUUCUGAGGUUUACCUUUGCAACACAAACCAGUCUUGGGUUUAUCUUUGCACAAAAUCAAAGCAAACCAGAGCUACAACACAUGCUCUUUUCUCUUCAUCUGGGUUUAUCUUUGCAAUUGUUACUUGACUUUAGACAUUGGUUUCCUGCAAAGUCUACACCAAAGCAAGCUGCUUAAUUUGACUCUGUUAAUGAUUUGAAGUGGGAGUGUCAACAACAUACCUGCGAUGAAAAUAAGCAACAGCUGCAGUAGUCUUAUGAGAAGAAAGAGAAGAUGGCCUCGUUCAGUGGCCUACAAAGGCAAAUGGCAAGAGACCUUCAGUGAACAACAAGCAAUCGAGAUGCUAAAGCAGGCAGCAGCAUUAACACCACAACCCCAACAAGAAAAUGUUAGCGAACCUUAUUUACUCUCUUCUCUCAUCAAUUCCUUUAGCAGCUACUGUUGUGAACCUACCUCUUUUGCCUACUCAUUCAUCAUCAAGGCCAUGACCAUUAAUUCACAGUUUGAUAAACUACCUCCAGUCCUUGAUCGCCUUGAGAAAGUUGAGAAAUUUGAACCACCUGAGCAAAUCUUCAUUGAUCUCAUUCGAAUCUAUGGUGCUGCAAAUAUGCUUCAGGAUGCUGCUGAUAUCUUCUUUAGAAUCCCAAAUUUCAGGUGUGUCCCCUCUGUGUACUCCCUCAAUGCAUUGCUUUUAGUUCUUUGUAAGAAAAGAGAAGGACUCCAAAUGGUUGAACAAGUUCUAUUGAGGACUCAAGCAAUGAAUAUUCGGCUUGAGGAGUCCAGCUUUAAGAUUUUAAUUACUUCACUUUGUAAGAUAAAUAAGGUUGGUUAUGCAAUUGAGAUGUUGAAUCUUAUCCCUCAGUGUGGAUAUAGUCCUAAUGUAGAAUUGUAUUCUCUGAUACUCUUGUCGAUGUGCAAAUGUGGGGAUUUCACCCAUGUUGAGGUUCUGGAUUUCUUGGAAGAAAUGCGUAAGGCAGGAUUUGUCCCAAGUAGAGUGGAUUAUGCCAAUGUGAUAAGGUUCUUGGUUAAGGAGGACAGGGGAAUGGAUGCUUUGAAUUUGUUAAAUCAAAUGAAAAUUGACGGAAUGAAACCUGAUACCAUUUGCUACACCAUGGUUUUAGACGGGGUUGUCUCAGCUGAAGACUUUCAGAAAGCAGAAGAGCUGUUUGAUGAGAUGCUUGUGCUGGGUCUUGUUCCUGAUAUUUAUACUUACAAUGUUUAUAUAAAUGGUCUGUGUAAGCAGAAUGAUGUUAAAGCAGGAUUUAAGUUGCUUGAUUGUAUGGAACAAUUGGAGUGCAAACCUAAUGUCGUUACUUAUAAUACACUAUUGGAUGCUCUUUGCAAGCUUGGAGAUUUGACAGGAGCUGAAAAACUUGUGAAGAAGAUGGAGCUGAAGGGAGUUCAAGGCAAUUUGCACACCUAUAGGAUUUUUAUUGAUGGAUUUGUUCACAAAGGUGAAGUGGUGAAAGCGUAUGGAUUAUUGAAAGAGAUGCUGGACAGGGGGUUUCUUCCUAGUUCUUCAACUUUUGAUGAGAUAAUCUAUUUAUUCUGUGAGAGGGGGCUCAUGUGUGAAGCGGUAAAAUUAUUAGAAGAAAUGGUUCGAAGGGCUGCUUCUCCUGGGACAAAAGUGUGGAAGGCACUACUCCUUGGUUAUGGCUUUAAAUCCAAGUCUUGUGAGAACUACCUCCCUCCCUUUGGAGGAUCUAUUAUGUAAUUAGUCAACACAGGUCACUAUUGUUGUAGUAACUUCUGUUAUUGCUUAUAAUAGACUGCCGUUUCUGAGUGUCAAAUAAUUAGUGAAGAGAUGAGGUACCGGUAUAAUUUCUGAGCUCAGAUCUUCCGCAAACAAAAACUCUGCUCACUUAACAUACGGUCAUUGGGAAUAUCUACCGUAUAUGUAUGUUAAAUUCAUGGGGAGAUCAGAGAUGUUCCCAAUGUGUGGUUGGAUUUCCAUGCUUCUUGCAUAGUUUUUACUUGUAGCGAAUCCCAUUGUACAAUUUCUCUGCCAAGAGAAGCAGUUGCAGAAGAAGAUUAAGAGUUGAAGUGCA